UGCAAGAUGGCGGACAGAAACUGAAUUCACUCUUCUCGGCAUCAAAUAUGCAGUGCAUUUUCCUGUAGUAUGCUGAGAAUAGACUUCGGCCAAAGCCUAUUGGACCAUAGUGGGGUCUUAAUACUUGUUCAACCUGUGGGUUACAUCGGUGAUAAACGAUUCAAAGCAAUUUUCGACGAAAUUUCCACCUAUCGUACUGCACAGGUACCUAACACAACUAGGACGCUAAACCUUCGUUACUCGAAAAGGGUUAGUCCUCAAUUUAUUGAAUGGGGAAAUUUUCAUUUUCACAAACGAGUCUUAGGGCUUAUUUGUGUUGGACGGUGCACCGAGAUUUCAGAAGUGGAAAAGUUGGAAAAAGCGAUCAAUGAAAUUAAAAAUCCUUUCAGUGCUAUACUUCUAAACACGAGAUGUUUUGUCUUUGGCUGCAAGUCCAACGACGAAUCAAAGAUCAGGAAAGAUUUUGCUCUUAUCAGAGGCGAAGAUCAUUCCGAAGAUCUUCAAAGUAACCUCGCAGAAUUUGUAGCCUCGUUGUUUAACGUACUGGAAUCGAAGAGGAUCAGUAAACUGUCAGAGAAGAUUGAUAAAAUAACCCUGAUUCAGGCACCGGUAGAGCAUGAAGUUUUCGGAGGAGAGAAUGAUAGUAGGACAAGCAAAAGAAAAGCUAUCGGGAGAUCAAAAAAGUACACUGGAGAUUUGUGUAUGUUGGCUGGUCUGCCUCAAGAAGCUCUCGCUCAAUACCUCAUUGCUGGAGAACAUUUAAGGGUGGUGAAUGAUCUUCUUUGGCUCGCUGGUGCAAUGGAGGGGCAAUGUGCAGCAUCUUUAGUAAUGACAAGAACUGCUACAGAAAAGGACAGAAAAUCAUUGAUUUUGCCAAUUGAGUGUGCUUCAAAUUCUGUGAAUUUGACAAUGAAUGGGCUAGGAGGUGAUGUAGAUGAGUCGAAGUUUAGGAAUCCACAAGCACUCAGUGAAGAUGAUAUUGUAGAGAGACUCUCUGAAGCACUGAAACUCUACAACAGAGUCAAAGGUGCUGCUGUUGUUGAAACAGAAGCUAAUCUUAAGUUCACAAGACUUUUGAUCAUUUAUAAGAGACGAAUUGAAGCAAGUGUGGCGUUGCAGAAUUCCCUUUCAGUAAAUGUUUUCUUGACAGAACAAGAAAAGAUCCAACGUUACAGUACCGCAGCGGUCUUAUAUGAUGAACUAGGAUUUAAACGCAAGGCUGGAUUUUUCGGUCGAAUUGCAGCCAUGCAGUGUGUUACACCGCAGUUACCACAUCCUCUGUGGCUCUAUUCUUACAAAUUUCUCAUGGGUGCACUUGAUGGGUACAGAAUUUCUCUCAAUGAAAAAGACGUUGCCACAGGUGUUACAAAUGGUUGGCCAGCACUUCAAACCAGGCUUCUUAAUGAGCUUAUUUUUACUGCUCGCCGCUUAGGAGAUCCUGCUCUUGCUUUUAGACAUAUUACAUUUUUGUUGCACACAAUGUAUGCCCAUUUGAGUGAUGAUGAGAGGAAAGAGUUAUGUGUAUUGUUAGAGAGUUCAGCUAAACAGUGCACCGGUUCGCCCAGAUCACCCAAGUCGCCUAAGGAAACGGACGGGCAGAGAAUUGAUGCCUUAGACAUGGCUUUGGUACCACUGACUAAAAUGCCUCUUGUUAGAUCGUUUAAAGUUAAUCCACUAGCUCCACACAUGAAGCCUGUUGGGAAUAAUUCAGCUGCAGCUUCCGGCCCGGAAUCAGCGGGGCCGUUUAUAUUCUCAUCACUCAGAGGAAAAGUCAAGCAAUCAAAGAAAUCCAUUAAUACAACUUGGGUUUGCGGGGACAUCGGUCAAGUCUCGCUGGAUGUCUACAAUCCAAUGCCAUGUGAACUGAGAGUCUCCCAAAUGGUUCUUUGUGUGGAAGGGGUAGAAUUCGAGCCGUACCCAACGUGUUUGUCUCUUCCUCCGAAGGCAGGCCCUCACGCAGUAAUGUUGCUCGGGAUACCAUCCUCUGCAGGACCAAUGAGAGUUACUGGUUACUCAGUGACAGUAUUCGGUGUUGAAAGCACCUGCAAGUUGACAAAAGAAAAUUUGGAGAAUAAAGACGAUUUUCCUGUGAUCGUGGAUGUGUGUCCCUCAAUGCCCCUUAUUCAGGUGUCCACAACUCUGCCCAAGGUCCGUUGUCAGCCGCCUGAUCCCGACACCGCCCAAUCUGCGCCUCUUGUCACUGCGGUUACUUUGUAUGCUGGACAAAGCAUGAAAGGGACCAUCACGCUGGAAAACAUUGGCAAGAUGCCAGUUGAGAGUCUGAACAUUUCUGUUACCAGCAAGGAUGGCGAAGGAGUCGAUGAACUCUUCAGUUUUGAUGAGGAAGAAAUCAAAUCCAAGCUCCCAGUCCCUCCCGGCCACUCCACCGACAUCACAGUUACAAUAACUGGCGCUCAUCGCCUCCCACAAGGCACUGAGAGCAGCGACAAUCCCAGUUACGACCCGGCGGCACCAUGGGGUUUGACCGGUUCCAUUCAGUUCCGUUACUCGACAGCUUCUAAUAAUCACAUGUCACGCAAGGUCACCAUGGCCAUAGACGUGACAGUUGUGCCCAGCUUGAUCUGCGAAAACUAUCAGAUUAUAGAGCUCCCCAGUGAUCGAUCUCAUUGUUUACUGAUGUUUGACGCUGUAAACAAGACUUCCAAUGACAUGGAACUGUCCUUCUGUGUGGGCAAUUGUAAUGAAUCUAAUUCUGUAGAAGGAGAGUUGACUGCGGAUGGUUCCAUGAAUAUUCAAGGAAAUGACAAAAAUAGGAUAACUAUGAAUUUGCCAAGAUUUGCUUUACCAGUGUCUAUUGACCAUAGCCAAGGGGUGGACACUGACUCCCAGAGACGCGCUGAAUACAAAAGAAGAGUCUGUGAAUUGGUUAGGAUUAGUUGGAAUCUUCCGGCAUGUAACGCUUCUGGCAGUGGUAAUGUCGAGAAUCUGAAACUGAACUCGAGUAUGAUGCAGGCGUUGAGACCAGAUCCAGUCUCAUUUGGUGUUAAGAUCAAUGGAGAGGAAUACGACAACGCCACUUCAAGUGGAAUCACAAUCUCACUGUGCUCGAUUGCGGAGCUCAAUGUUCAAGUGUUUAAUGAAAGUGAUGAACCUCAUGGGCCUCUAGUGUUGACCAUCGAACCUUACCAGGACCAGGCCUCGGGUUGUCCAGUGACUGAGCUGGAUGGAAAGGUGGCCUGGGUAGGAACUUUACAAGUACAUACUCCUGAGGUACUGCCCGGGAAGUCCUUCUGCCACUCGUGUUCGCUGAUGUUUUUGUAUGAGGGACAAUUCAAGCUCUCUAUUUCUUGUACUGAGACUGCAUCGCAACAAGCCGCACCUUCUCCACAGGGAACAGGGUCAAAGUCACCUGAAAGAACUUGCAAUUCUGAAAACACAGACACGAUUCUGAAAGGAGAAAUACAUAGUUUAAAGAGGUCAUGGACAUAUUCGCCAUCUGUUAGAGUACAUGUCGUUUGAUGGUAGCCAUUGAAGAUAAAUUAUUAGCAGUUUAUGUCUACAAAUUCCAAAGAGUUGUGCAGCUCAGUGGUUCCCUGCAAAAUAUCUUUAACAUCAUCCAUGAGCCAUUCCAAGUCAUGUCAAAAUCAAAAUCAACAUAACAUUGACUCAUAUUUGUUGUCAUUUGGAAUCCGCUGUGCGAUAACUGCGCUGGCUCAGUUACGGGAACCAGCGAGCAGGGACCUGUUUUGGACUUCUCGUAACAGUGUUCUAGGAAUUCCUGCGAAAUUGUGGUGAGAAUUGAGGCACGUGACCUGGCAGGUUUAACAAACAAAACGCAACAUGAUAUGGGUGAGGGACAACGCACGGGACGGCCUCAACAAGAAUGUUUUAAGUUAACUUCCGAGAUAAGAAGUAACGACACCACUUGCUGCGUUUCUUAUGUAUCCUUGCUGAUUCACGGGGAGGCUUAAGGGGUCCGGAAUCCCCUCACCCCUCACCCCCUCUCUCGUCAGACCUUUGAGCUCCUGUCUGCAUCAAAAUUCUCGCAACAACAGGAUCGCAUAUUACUUCCGCCAUAUAAAGUAUGCAAUAAGCAUAAAUAAGCACUUUUACUUGUUUCGCAAGAUUUCGUCGAUUAUUUAAACUAUAUCGUUAAAACAAAUUCUAUUUUUUUCUGAAUCAGAUUUGGAACAACUCCCCCCCCCCUUCCCCCCAUUAAAAAAAAUCGUUGGAUCUGGCUCUGGUUCAAAAAACGGCUUAUCGGCCUCUCACAUGCAAGCUGAAGUGUGUUUGCUUCAAUUCUUCUCUGGAGAUAAUUGUUUUUCCAAGAUCUCAGACUGGCAGAUCCACAUUAGCUAGACUCAUCACGUGUCACGAGUUCUGUUCGUUGCUUGGCAACAAACCAGUCCAAGCCCUCACGCGAUAACUCUUAAGUUUCCACAACCGAUUGUCUCUUCUAUCUACCAAACCAGACCCUGUGAAUAAGUUAAGUAAACCUGGUAAUAUAUCUUGAAAACACACCUCCAGUGGUUGACUUUUUCUAUUCUUAGCGCACUAAAAAGUGAAGUUGCAUCUUGAUCAUUUCUUGAAGAGGAAAUUGUGAAAUCCGUCAUCCCGCGGCUAAUACUUGUUUAAAAACCAAAUAAGGUAAAAAUGGCUUUGAGACUUUCCAAUCGUUGUUUGUUAAAAUCGUAGGGAGUCUACAAAUUAAUUGUAAGUUGUUUGUGGCCGGUGUAAAAAAUAAAAUUGCGUUUUAGUAAUUGUUCUAAAUGUGAAACGCACUUGAAAAUUCUUUGUACCUUUUAUCAUCAUCAAAGGUAUCAGAAAAUUAACUGUCACUGAAAUGGAAAUAAUUAGGUAAAACACGAAAUAAAUGAAAUGACAUUUAUUUGA
Molecule: messenger RNA, 4854 nt
Organism: Stylophora pistillata
Lineage: Eukaryota; Metazoa; Cnidaria; Anthozoa; Scleractinia; Pocilloporidae
Product: trafficking protein particle complex subunit 9
Cellular component (GO): trans-Golgi network
Source: RefSeq, a predicted model, not a curated record